This is a messenger RNA of Schistosoma mattheei, 1630 nucleotides long. The record is from the annotation of a GenBank genome assembly. Lineage: Eukaryota; Metazoa; Platyhelminthes; Trematoda; Strigeidida; Schistosomatidae.
AAAGUUUCGCUACAUAAAGUACUCGACAUAGAUUGUUACUAAUUGCUUAAAUGAAAAAAACUUGUUUUGUUAUAGUAUUUAACUGUUCUAAUCGGAUACAUACAUAUACAUGUAGGAAGCUAUGUUCGGAAAUGAAGAUAUGUUUGAUGACGGGGAGUUAUCCGUUGAAUAUUCCUCAGAUGACAACUCCGAACCCAAUGUUGAUUUAGAAAAUCAGUACUACAUGGCAAAGUCGCGAAAAGAUGACAAUCCAGAUAUGGCACUUUUAGAAUUCCAGAAAGUUUUAGAUAUUGAAGGUACUGGGAAUAAAGGUGAUUGGGGAUUCAGAGCAUUAAAGCAAAUGAUUAAAAUAAAUUUCAGGCUUGGAAGGUUCGAUAAUAUGAUGGAAAAUUAUAAAGUCCUCCUUACCUACAUAAAGUCAGCUGUAACUCGAAAUUAUUCUGAGAAGUCCAUUAAUUCGAUUUUGGAUUACGUGUCAACCUCCAAACAAAUGGAUUUGUUGCAGCAGUUUUAUAUCACUACUCUAGAUGCCCUUCGUGAGUCGAAAAACGAAAGAUUGUGGUUUAAAACUAACACAAAACUGGGUAAACUUUACUUAGAACGUGGUGACUAUAUGCAUUUACAAAAGAUUGUUAAGGAGUUACGUGAAUCUUGUCAGACAAAUGAUGGAGAAGACGAUCUUAAGAAAGGAACUCAGCUACUAGAAAUUUACGCACUGGAAAUUCAAAUGUAUACAGCCCAAAAAAACAACAAAAAGCUUAAAGCAUUAUAUGAACAGUCUUUGCAUAUUAAAUCAGCCAUUCCACAUCCUCUCAUAAUGGGAAUAAUACGAGAAUGUGGUGGGAAAAUGCAUCUUCGCGAAGGAGAAUAUGCGAAAUCCCAUACUGACUUCUUCGAGGCCUUCAAGAACUAUGAUGAAUCUGGAUGUCAACGUAGGACACACUGUCUAAAGUAUCUUGUCUUGGCCAGCAUGUUGAUGAAAUCGGGUAUUAAUCCAUUCGAUUCACAGGAAACAAAACCGUACAAAAAUGAUCCUCAAAUUGUGGCUAUGACAAGUCUUGUAACAGCUUAUCAGAACAAUAAUAUCGUAGAAUUCGAGUCCAUUUUACGACAUCAACGUGAUUCAAUAAUGGAAGACUCUUUUAUUCGCGAACACAUUGAAGACUUACUUCGUAAUAUUAGAACUGAAGUUCUCAUCAAAUUAAUUCGCCCGUACACCAGAAUACGCAUACCUUUCAUUUCACAACGGUUAAAUCUAAGCGACCCAGAAGUAGAAAGUCUUCUAGUGGCUUGCAUUUUAGAUAAUACAAUACAAGCGCGAAUUGACCAAGAGCAUCAAAUUUUGGUGCUUAGUACAGAGGCUACUUCAGAAGCGCGUUACCAGGCCCUUGACAAGUUAGCCCUACGGUUACGGCAUUUACAAACGGCGAUGUCCAACAGAGUUCCUAUAACUAAUUAAAGAGCUUUUGAAUUUAAGCAAUGACAAAAAACCAAUACGACAUGCAACACAAUAUACCGACUUUUCCUCAAUACACGAAAAUUACAAAAAGCGUACGAUUUGCAAACAGAAACGUUGUUAACAAUCUUAUGUAAAAUUUACUAUGGCAAAAAUACAACUGAUAACGCAUGU